This is a messenger RNA of Arabis nemorensis, 450 nucleotides long. Lineage: Eukaryota; Viridiplantae; Streptophyta; Magnoliopsida; Brassicales; Brassicaceae. The record is from the annotation of a GenBank genome assembly.
AUGGAUCACAUAGCUGCGGGGGAAGAGCAAAUCGUAUCGGAAAGGCUAAGAAGAAAGCUUGAAGAAGUUAAUGAAGCUGCUCAAGCUCAGCUUUCUCCUGUUCAAGAUCAUAUCAAUUUCACCCUUCAGCAAGCUUAUUUCAAAUGCGCAUACGAAUGCUUUGACAGAAGAAGAAAGCAAGAUGAGAUAAGUAACUGCGUCGAACACUGCAGUGUUCCCGUUGUCCAAUCUCAACUUCAUUUUGAGAACGAAAUGGCUCAGUUUCAGGAACGAUUAAACAGAUCACUAAUGGUGUGUCAAGACAAAUUCGAGGCUACGAAGCUCCAGAAGAUAAGACCUGAAGCGGUAAACGAGAUGGAGAGUUGUGUGCACAAAGCCAUUGAAGAGAACCUCAAUACAUUACCACAUGUUGUGCAGAGAAUGAAGAAAGCAUUUAACAUAAACAACUAA